AUGCCCUCGACUUUCGACAUGGAGCUAAUCGAUGAUCUCAUGAGCACAACUACAGUGACCCUAGAGUCAUUCGACCAGAAGUACAAGACUCUCUUCGCGAAGCUGAGUUCUGCAAUCGAGAACCGGGAGCGUGAAUAUAUGGACCUUGUGCGCACAGGAAGCUCCGAGAAUAAUGCGCAAUCAUUCUCACUGCAACCCGAAAUUCGCAUUCUUCAAUUAGUGCUCCUGAAGCUUCUGGGAAAGAUCAUCAUUGGCAAGUACUCAGAACCUUUGGUCAAUCUUACGUUGGUGCUUCCAGAUGCGGAUGCAACCUGCCGCCUACUUUUCGAUGCCCUGGAGGAUCUUGCCACUCAUGUUUUGCAAGCUCGUUACCAGACAAACUCCAAGUUGUUCAAGGCGUUGGUAUAUCGUCAGCGUACUCCCUCUCGAGAAACACAGGAAUACGCCUUGGCGUUUGCACCUCUCCUCGAACAGACUGCAAAAAUCUCAGAGAUACUACAAAAGCUCAAGAAAGAGGUUUCUUUCAUCGCAACUAUUGCGCGCAUUGGAAUCCGCAGUGUGCCUCAGAGCCCGAGUGAUUCUGGAGAGGAUGACCCGAUGCCGCUUGCACCACUGAACCCACAAAUAAUGCCUCAAAUGGCACCCCAGGUUCCACAGGGCCACUUCCAUACUCAAUCACCACAUCCGCCUCAGACCCCACCUCCGCAGACUCCACCUCCGCAGACCCCACCUCCUCAGACCCCACCUCCGCGGUCUGAAGAUUUUCAGAUGAACGAUGUCAGUGCUACUCCUAGAGCCCCUCCAGAUAUGACUCCGAGAGCCCCAGGCCCCAGAAACCAACCGAUAAUGCAGCAACCACCGUCGCCCACUAUCCAGAAAGGCAAAAGAAGGAGAGUGCAUGAUCCUGAGCCUGGUCCCUCCCAGUCCAACGACAAAACUCCUGGAGCCCAGCCCACUUCUCACACCGGAGCCCAGUCAAAUACCCAAUCUAAUAGCCAGGGCCCUGUAGACUAUUUGCAAGCUCUGCUUAAUCAUCAAACAAAGACGAUGGGGGAGCUGUAUCAUCAUUUGCAAAAUUCAACCGCAGAGAUACUUAAGAAACAAGACCAGGUAUUGCAGAAACAAGAUCACAAGAUAGAUAAGGUGGUAACCCACCUAGCGCAGAACACAGAGAUACUCGGCCGAAUUGGGGAGACGUUAGAUAUGUUAUCCGGAAAGAGCAAACACAAAGGGUCACCGGGUCAUCAGGACGAGGGAGAUAGUGAUAGUCAGAGACAUGGAUCCGGAAGUAACCAAGGACCCCAGCCUUCUAACGACGGUGGCGCCGCGGCAAAGCCUAGUGACGGUGGAGCUGCGGGAAGCACCAUGAAUCGCAACAACAGCAAUGGCGAUGGCGAGGAUGGGGACGACGAAGGAGAAGAUGACAAUCCCUUCUUCCGUUAUGCUAGGAAAAAGCAGCCUGCUCGCUCAGGAGGGGUCAAGCAUCGACCUGCUGAAGAACUGAAAAUCAAGGAAACGAUGCGGAAAUGGUUGAAUGAAAUAAUGGAAGGCCAGGAUCAGCUCAAGGAGACAGUCUCCCAGGACGAGGCUGAUGAAUUUACUCUGCUGUUCAAAACGAAUCCGCUUGCACGCCCUUGCUCAGUCGACAAUUUUUGA
This is a messenger RNA of Lentinula edodes (shiitake mushroom), 1656 nucleotides long. RefSeq lists its product as uncharacterized. Bases 1 to 1656 code for a protein of 551 amino acids. The transcript has 9 exons. The record is from RefSeq and is a predicted model, not a curated record. NCBI's taxonomy places the organism in Eukaryota, Fungi, Basidiomycota, Agaricomycetes, Agaricales, Omphalotaceae.